AUGCGUUAUCUAUUUGCCCUGUUUGCCCUCCUGACUGUCGCUAACGCGCAGUUUGGCAACCUAUUCGACCAAAUGUUCGGUCAGGGCGAAGAGUCGGGCCAGCAGCAGGGCCGUCGAGCUGCCAACAAUCCCAGCGACGCGGCGCAGUACCGUCAACGAUAUGAGCAGUCUUCUUGCGACAAGUACCUCUGCCCUGACACCCUCGCAUGUGUCCACUUCCCACAUCACUGUCCCUGCGCGUGGGAUUCUCACGAGGACAAGUAUGAGCUCUCCGAGGGACGUAAGCUGUGCGUGUCAAAGGGUGGGUUCAAGCCCGACGAGGCUGCGCGAAAGAUCGAGUUGGCUAGGAAGGGACUCCUAUAG
Messenger RNA from Geosmithia morbida, 363 nucleotides. RefSeq names its product component of the endoplasmic reticulum- associated degradation (ERAD) pathway. Bases 1 to 363 code for a protein of 120 amino acids. The transcript has 2 exons. The record is from RefSeq and is a predicted model, not a curated record. NCBI's taxonomy places the organism in Eukaryota, Fungi, Ascomycota, Sordariomycetes, Hypocreales, Bionectriaceae.